Acanthochromis polyacanthus (spiny chromis) is the source of this 4183-nucleotide messenger RNA. RefSeq lists its product as uncharacterized. The record is from RefSeq and is a predicted model, not a curated record. The coding region runs from base 43 to 1959 and encodes 638 amino acids. NCBI's taxonomy places the organism in Eukaryota, Metazoa, Chordata, Actinopteri, Pomacentridae. Gene Ontology annotation, biological process: receptor guanylyl cyclase signaling pathway; cGMP biosynthetic process; intracellular signal transduction. Gene Ontology annotation, molecular function: peptide receptor activity; guanylate cyclase activity. The transcript is spliced from 7 exons.
CCUGAGUCUGGGUAGGACACCAGCAGCAGAAGCACGAGUCUCAUGUCAUCACUGGACUUGAUGAAAAAGGAGUGUUUUGCUUCUGGGACCCUGUCCUCGGCUUCUUUCAAAAGAAGAUUCAUAAAGAAGGGGAGGGUCGCUCCGAAGGCGAGGCAGGAUGCAGACAGCGACUGCCAGCUGUGCAGGUAUUCCAUAUUUUCCCUGACUGGCAGUAGUCGAACUGUUCGGCGAAUCCUGACAGCCUGCCUACUCUCUUUCCUGGCUCUAAUUGGCUCUGUUUCCAUCGACCUCAGCUCCAACUUUGACUUGUUGCACACUACAGAGGCAGCUUACAAUGAGCUGACUUCAUGCAAGACAACUGCUUUUCUGCAGCUCAUUAGCAAACUUCAGAAGAUGAGACAUUUAUUUGCCAAAGACAUGGAAAACGAGACUUUGGGGGCAAGCUUUUCAGAGAUUAUGUUGCCUGUCUUUGAUCGUCUCUGUGAUGAAAUGGCGGGUCAUAGUAACGGCCAUGGGCUUAAUUGCAGUAUUGAGUUGUCUGGAUUUUGCAAUCAAGUAUUUUUCAAUGCUUCACUGGAUGCAAACACAAAUGACAAUGAAACCUCUGCUUUCUCCUUGGCCAUCGGAAGGCUUCUUGACAUCUGGGGUACAAUAGAAGAUAGUUUGGUCAACGUCAAGCAGAAUUCUAACUGGAGAGAUGUCCUGUCUGCAAGACUUCUGGUAACAUUCAUCGAGCUCAACCACCAGCUGAUGGACUUCCGCCACAUGGCAACUCUUACUGGCUUCCAGUACAAGUGGACAUACGUACUGAGCUACCUCAGCUUUGCCAGGAUCAUGACAGAGCGACUGAAUGAUUGCUGGUUCGAGAAUAUAGACCUUAAGUUAAACUCAAGCUUGGAUGUUCAACAGUCGUCUAUUUUAGACACAAGUCCAUGGCAAAUAUCUGGAGCUGGGACCGAGCUCCUGUCUGGGUCCCACAGAGGAAUUCAAGCUCUGACAAACACCCAGCAGUGCUUGUUUGAUCGUGCUGUGCUCGCUCUCAGGUUGGCAUCUCGAUCCAUAUCUUCAGUCCUCAGCAUGAGGAUCUGCCUGCUGGCAUUAGCUUGCCUUAUCUACCCGGUGGUGAUGUUCUCUUUCAAGCAGAUGACAGAGUGGAUACAGAACUACGCCCAAAGUUUGAAGGAGAAGACUGAGGACCUGAAGCGUCAGAGGCAGCUGGCUGAAGAUCUGCUGCACCAAAUGCUGCCCAAGUCUGUUGCCAAGCAGCUCCGCCAGCACAAGCACGUUGAAGCUGAAAGCUAUGAAAAGGUUACCAUUUUUUUCUCAGACAUUGUGGGCUUCACUUCUAUUUCUGCAUCUUGUACUCCUCUUCAAGUAGUGGAAAUGCUCAACAACCUCUACAUGUGUUUUGACACACGCAUUGACUCCUAUGAUGUCUACAAGGUAGAGACAAUUGGAGAUGCAUAUAUGGUGGUGAGCGGCCUGCCUGAGAGAAAUGGAGACCGACAUGCGGAUGAGAUUGCUAAAAUGGCACUGGAUCUGGUAGCAGCUGUCAGGCAGGUCUCCAUCCCUCACAUGCCCGAUACGAGACUGGAGCUCCGAGCAGGAAUCCACACAGGUCCAUGUGUGGCAGGAAUAGUGGGCUACAAGAUGCCAAGAUACUGUCUGUUUGGAGACACUGUCAACACAGCCUCUCGAAUGGAGUCCACCAGCCUGCCUCAGAGAAUCCACGCCAGUUCAGAAACCUAUUUGGCUCUGGUCAAAGACAACGCCUAUGAGCUGCAGCUUCGUGGAGAGAUUGAAGUAAAGGGUAAAGGCAAAAUGAGCACUUACUGGCUGGUCGGACAUAAAAACUACAGUGUGCAGAAUGACAGUCUGGUUUGCCACUGGAAUCCAGGCAAGAACAGAAAGAAGAAGACAGUGGCAGACAGCCAGGUCUCUGUGGGCAAUGUGAGUUAAGUUCAGUUUAGUUUUGCACGUUUGCCAUUCAAAGAGCCACUUUGCCGGGCAGGACAUUUGUGACUGUCCUCUAGUUGUUGCCCUACAUCAUUAAGUAUUCUCGCUAAAAUGUACAUUUCGCUUGAAAUAACCCGCUAUCUGCCUGUUUGGUUAUUGCUUACCUGCAUCAAUGCCAGGAGUUUUUUUUUUCAUUUAACUUUUUUGAAACGUGAUUUAUUUUCUGUAAAUACUAUUGUUCAUUUUCCUGUCUCUAUUUUGUUUUAGAUUUCGAUGUUGUUUUUAAUGUCCAUGUAAUUCUGUAAAUUAUCAAUUGUUCUGAUGGUUAUUUCCAUGUUUUGUGUUCAUGACUUUAAAAACCUGAGUACAUCAUAUGGAUGUUGGUGUAUCUACAAGUUUCUGAUGCAUAAAUUGUUUCACAUUAAGUUAAUGAUCACCGAGAAACUUAAAGCUCUAACAACACGUGGCAUGCAGUCACACAAAGGUGCCUGGAGGUAAACAAAUUCUGUCAAUAAAUCCGUGGACACCAUUUUUAAACCUCACAACUCCAGUGAAUACCAUAAACACUGGAGUCAUUGUUAAAAUCUAUCCAAUAUGAUUUGAAAAUAGUGCAGGUAUUAUUCUAUUCUUUUCUGUGUGCCGCACAGAAAAUCAUAUACAGUAUAGUGCUACUAACUAAUUCUAUCUAUCUACAGCCAUGGCCAUAAGUUUGGACACAGCAUGACUUACUAUGUCUGUUUUGAUGUCUAUUACAGAACAUAACUAAUAUUUUUUUACAGCACCAGUUUAAUUAGUCAACAAAUCAACAAGGGAUAUAAUAUUAUCAAUAAAUUCCAACAAUUGGAACAACUUUGUUCCCAAGACAUAAUAUUAGAAGAAAAUAACAAAAAAAAUGCAGUACUUUCACAACCGAAUUUGGUAAGAAUAACAAAAUGACACCAAACUCUUUUGAUGAUUUUUUUUAAAUAUGAAACUUAAUAUAGUUCUCAGGAGUUGUGUACUGUAUUGUAAGUGACAAUUUUGUGGUAUUUUCUAAGAUUCACAAGCGUCAUGGUACUUGUGUCCAAACUUAUGGCCAUGGCUCUAUCUAUCUAUCUAUCUAUCUAUCUAUCUAUCUAUCUAUCUAUCUAUCUAUCUAUCUAUCUAUCUAUCUAUCUAUCUAUCUAUCUAUCUAUCUAUCUAUCUAUCUAUCUAUCUAUCUCUAUCUCUAUCUCUAUCUCUAUCUAUCUCUAUAUAAUGUUGAAAGUUAGAAACUGGGUAUUUCAAUGUUCUUUCAGUCUUACCUCUUGUGAUACAUUUACAGUUUUUCUCAGUUGCUUUGGUACAUUUCUCAAAUCAUUCUUGACAUUUGUAAAACAGUAAGUGCAUUUCUCAAAACAAUUCAUACAAACAGCAAAACACCAUAGACUACCUGCAAAAGCCAGUCUCUUGCUCAAAAUCCUGAGUUCAUCUCUCAAAAGUAAAUAUCUGUGUCAGUGAAGAUGUCAGUGGCAUCAGGAUGACAAGACCUUGUGUCAUUGUGUGUGGAUAAGACGGUCAAAUUGCUUAGUCAUGUUGUCAUUCUAACAGUGUACUCUGGAGGGAUGUUCUGAUGUAAACUAUGGCUAAAGUUUUGAUUACAACUAUUGUAAAUUGUAAGUUAGACCUUAGUAUAUGUGGGAGACUGAUUGCAAUAGAGUGGACAAGAUUCACAUUUAUGCUUUUACUGUUGUAAUUUGGAGUGUGAUUGUUUGUCUGUAUAUGUAGCCCUAAGACAGACUGGCAACCUGUCCUGGGUGUCCCCUGUCUUUGCCCGAGCCAGCUGGGAUAGACUCCAGCACCCCCCGCGACCCCAGUGAGGAUAAAGCGGUGUAUAGAGAAUGGAUGGAUGUUGUAAAUUGUUGACAGACCACCUCAUUGCGAUACAGAAAGGAAAACAGCGCUGCAUAGCACAAAGAAAAAACAAAAGUAGAAAUGUAAACAAUCUCCUUAGGGAAAAGUGUACAUGCAGUGCUGUAGGAACUACAGUGCAGUCUUCCUACACCUCCUGACAUUCCUGUCUGUUCAGCCACAAAUUCUCAUCCACAUCACGAAUAUCUCCUCUUGCAUCUUUGACUUCAGGAAACCAUAACCCUUCACACAUUUCCCUUCGUUAGAGAAAUGCAAGAUUCACCUGGGAGCAAUUUAUCAAUUCAGGACAGGUUUAGAAAAAAGUUUCAAGGAAAUGUGUAGAAAUAUCCUUGACAUA